Messenger RNA from Dovyalis caffra, 1002 nucleotides. The record is from the annotation of a GenBank genome assembly. Lineage: Eukaryota; Viridiplantae; Streptophyta; Magnoliopsida; Malpighiales; Salicaceae.
AUGGCUGUUUCCCCAAGCACUGUAGUGGCUAUGGCAUCAAUACUAUCCAUUUUUGUCUUCUGUUUUCCUACUAUUGUUCACUCUGCAUCCUUCAGACAAAUCUUCUUGCCGCCAACAGACUUUGGUCCUGAGUCCCUUGCCUUCGAACCUCUUGGCGGAGCAUUCUAUACCGGUGCUAAUGAUGGCCAUAUUCUUAGAUAUCAACCACCUACUGGCUGGACAAAUUUUGCCAUUACGUCACCAAACUGGUCUGCAACAUUUUGUGGUGGCACCACUGAUCCUGAUAAAGGACCUAUCUGCGGAAGGCCUAUGGGUUUGGCAUAUAAUCCUACCAAAAGAUUGCUCUACAUAGCGGAUGCUUAUUAUGGACUCUUAGUUGCUGACUCAAAUGGGAGACUUGCUAAACAAAUAGCCACUGGUGCUGAAGGGCAACCUUUAAUUGCUUGCAAUGGUUUGGACAUGGAUCCUAACACAGGAAACAUCUAUUUUACAGAUGCUAGUGCUGUCUACGAUCUAAGGAAUUCCUCGAAAGCUGCUCUUGCUAAUGACUCAACAGGAAGGUUAUUGAAAUAUGAUGUGGGGACUAAUCAAGUCACCGUCUUAUUGAGAAAUCUUUCAGUAGCAGUUGGGGCUGCAGUUAGUAAAGACGGUAGGUUCGUCCUUGUCUCAGAGUUUCUUGGUAAUAGGAUUCGAAGAUAUUGGCUCACGGGACAGAAUGCCGGUACUUCAGAUAUUUUCUUAAGCUCCAUUAACAUUGUGAGGCCAAAUAACAUUAAGAGAACUGCAUUGGGUGAUUUCUGGAUUGCAGCUGCAACUGUAAUUCAAGGUACCCAAGCAUUAGUGCCCAUAAGAGUUAGGGUUGAUGCAUUUGGUAGAAUUUCGGAAACUGUAUCUCUCGAGGCACAAUAUGGCAGCACUCUUAUAAGUGAAGUUCAAGAGUCUGGUUUGGCAUUAUAUGUCAGCUCAAGGAAUGCCGGUUUUAUUGGUGUUUUUACUCCUUAG